Messenger RNA from Galendromus occidentalis (western predatory mite), 1347 nucleotides. It is a transcript of the gene eIF3i, whose product is annotated as eukaryotic translation initiation factor 3 subunit i. Gene Ontology annotation, molecular function: protein binding; translation initiation factor activity; RNA binding. The transcript has 3 exons. The coding region runs from base 304 to 1326 and encodes 340 amino acids. NCBI's taxonomy places the organism in Eukaryota, Metazoa, Arthropoda, Arachnida, Mesostigmata, Phytoseiidae. Gene Ontology annotation, cellular component: eukaryotic translation initiation factor 3 complex, eIF3m; cytoplasm. Gene Ontology annotation, biological process: cytoplasmic translational initiation. The record is from RefSeq and is a predicted model, not a curated record.
GUGCUUUCUGAACGAAUCUCCCAUGAGCUUCAGAAAAGCACCAUUGUAUUGCGCAUGCAUAAGACACCGCGAGAGUUUCCGCGUACAGCCAAACGAAUCAGUUUCCAGGUUUCACGUCUGACUGACCCUAGCAGUAGCUUUUUCGUUUGUCCGCCAUUUUGCAUUCGAAGCCGCCUGCAAUCGAGACACACACACAACAAACGGCGAGGCAACGUGCUUCUAUUCGGACAGUUCCGUCAGUGAAUAAAACAAGCCUUUGGAGCAGUCUUUACUCCAACGUGAAAUCGGAAACCGCAUCUCAGCAUGCGACCCCUGCUACUACAGGGCCAUGAGAGGGCCAUCACUCAGAUCAAGUAUAACCGAGAAGGGGAUUUGAUCCUCACAGCAGCCAAGGACAAUAAACCCAACAUUUUCUUCUCCGCUAACGGGGAGCGCCUAGGGAAUUUGAUUGGACAUAAUGGUGCUGUCUGGUGCAUCGAUGUCAACUGGGACUCGACGCGCAUCAUAACCGGCGGUGGUGACGGUCAGCUCAAGCUCUGGGAUUUGGAAACUGGCGCAUGCAUCAGCACCAUCGAUAACACGACAUCAGCACGUACGUGCGCCUUCUCGUAUUCGGGUCGCUAUGUCAUGUACUCUACAGAUAACACUAUGGGCAAGGACUGCGAAAUCAGAAUCAUCGACUUCAACGACCCUCAGCAAGUUGCCGGUCAUGGACUCAUGAAAACAUCGGUCUGCACAUCCACUCAGAAGGGUAAAGUCACAGCAGCACUCUGGUGGAAUCUCGACGAUGGUAUCCUGACCGGACACGAGGACGGCUCUCUGUGCAUAUGGGAUCUCAGAAACGAUCUUGACAAAAUUCAACGGGUCAAGGCUCACCGCGGAAUCAUCAACGACAUGCAGUAUAACAAGGACUCCACAAUGGUCAUCACGGCGUCCAAAGACAACUCCGCCAUCGUGUUCGACAGCGACACGCUCGAGGAACUGAAGAAGUUCCCAACUGAGCGACCAGUGAACUCGGCGGCCAUCUCGCCCAUCUUCAACCAUGUACUCCUCGGAGGAGGUCAAGAAGCCCGAGAGGUGACGGUGACCUCGGCGAAGCAGGGUAAAUUCGACGCUCGUUUCUAUCACCUGAUCUUCGAGGAGGAGUUCGGGCGAGUGAAGGACCAUUUCGGUCCCAUCAAUUCCGUUGCCUUCCAUCCGGAUGGCAAGAGCUACGCAUCAGGGGGAGAAGACGGUUUCGUUCGAGUCCAUCAUUUCGACCAAACUUACUUCGAGUUAACAUUCGAAGGAGAAGACUUCACGCCUUUGGAAGGGGGGAACUACUAGAAUAAAAUUAUUUCAACUCUU